Rhagoletis pomonella (apple maggot) is the source of this 6972-nucleotide messenger RNA. RefSeq names its product nuclear pore membrane glycoprotein 210 (gene Gp210). The transcript has 26 exons. Bases 159 to 6005 code for a protein of 1948 amino acids. Gene Ontology annotation, cellular component: nuclear pore. NCBI's taxonomy places the organism in Eukaryota, Metazoa, Arthropoda, Insecta, Diptera, Tephritidae. The record is from RefSeq and is a predicted model, not a curated record.
ACAUGCAAUAAGUGAAUUUUGCAAACCCUGCGAAUUUCCUCGUUUUUGUAAACAAUUAAAAUAAUAUACGAUUUGUUAGUACAGUUUAAGACAGCUUAAAACAGGGUUUUAAUAGAGAAAACUUCAAAUAAUUUAGACUUCUGCGAAAGUGUGCUCAAAUGGCGUGCAAAAACUGUUUGGUCAUCCUCAGCUUGUUUGCACUUUGUAGCAUUUCUGUUGCAUUAAAAUUGAACUACCCGCGUGUGUUGCUACCAAUAUUUAACAAAAUAUCAGUAAAUUUUACUUUGGAAGUCAUUGAAAAAGGAUGUUUUAAGUGGUCAUCAUCCCGCCAAGAUCUAAUACUUGUCACACCACUCUAUGAAGAUGUGGAAAGCGAGUGCUCCUACCGUGCAACAGUGACUGUAUUAACACGUGAAGCUCAUCACAAUGCUGCCAUUGUGUUGGCCGAGGACGUCACCACUGGUGAAAAUUUGCGUUGCGAUGUUAUACUUGAUGUUAUUGACAAAUUAGGUGUACAUACAACAACACGACAGCUCUUUCUAGAGGAAGCGCCGGAGACCUUUGAGCUGCGUGCGGAAGAUUCGCAAGGCAAUGAAUUCACCACACUAGAAGGUAUUGAGUUUAGUUGGGUGAUCUCUUCUUUGAGCAGCCGUGGGGGUAAUAAAAAUUGGGCGCCGGCUUUGCGAUUCCUUACCUUCAAUGAAAGUCCUUAUCACGUGGUGCCUCCGGCAUUGGAAAAGUUUGAGGCACAGCGAUUAAAAGGUUAUAUGGUGUUGUUAGAGGGCAUCAACACAGGCACCGCUAAGGUUACUAUUAGUAUUCCUUAUCCUGAGUAUAGUCAUGUGCCAAAAAUAGAGGUGUUUAUAAACGUUUUGGCCAAUAUCAUACUAGAACCUUCAGAUGUGCAUUUGCUGCCUGGUGAUACAAUCAACUUCCGCAUAUUGCAAUUGAAAAUGGGCAAACUACAGGAAAUUUCUCUGAAUGACCAAUACUUCUUAGAAAUCGAAGAUAGUAAAGUCGCAUCAAUAAGCGGUAAUAGCGCUAACGCCUUAAAACUUGGUAAAACCGUGGUAGUUUUGCGCGACCGAAAUGCACCGUUUGACGAAGAAAAUAGUCAUCUAGAUAGCGCGCUUGUAAAAGCUUCAACGCCCAGCGCGCGAGUGACCGUGGCUGAGCCUGUGCGUUUGGGUCUGAGCCUGUUGCCACACAAUAAUUGGAUUACGGUAGAGGGCGAAAAGCAUGAAAUAGCAUUGGAUUUAUACACACGUGAUGAUCACAAGAUUACACUAGGCUCACGUUUCUCCAUGCAAUCGGAGUUAGAUGAGGUGCUCUUCUAUAUACUAUCAAAAAACAAAAAUGGUAGUCGCAUAUACGGCGAAGCUAUGCGGGAGGGCGUUUCACCAGUUUAUGGUUAUUUCAAAGAACUCACAGCACAAGCUGAGUUGCAAAUUUUUAGUGAAUUAUUACUUUCCCCGAACAAAGUUAUACUUCCUUUCGAUCCUAACGUUGUAAAGACACAAAAAAUUCAAUUUCAUGCUCGGGGUGGUGAUGGAUCAUUUACUUGGCACUCGCAAAAUCAACGAAGUCUACAUAUUUCACAGACUGGACUCGUAAGCACAGUUAUACGGCAUUCGGAAAGCAAGCGCUCUCAAGGGGAUAUAUUUGAAGAAGGUGCAAUACUCACCACUCAUGCUACCAUUAGAGUGGCACUUACAAAGAAUCCCAAAAUUACUCGCCAGGCAGAUAUAUAUUUCUUGCCACCUAAUAAAUUGGAAAUUAUAAAACAUAACUUUGAAACAGCUUUGAAAGAUUAUGUACGUCUACAUGUCGCAAUAUAUGCCUACGUCAAUGAAACACUUGUGCCAUUCACACGUUGCGAAAAUCUUGUGUUUGAUUAUGAGUUUUCUAAUCAGAUCUUCCAAGUGGAUUAUAAUGAACCAACAACUCAAAUGCAGAAUAAUGCAUGCCAAGUAGUGCAUCUACGCAGCACUGCUGUAGGUCUUACUAAUUUGCGCAUCUCCUAUAAAUUCCAAGACAAAGUGCUUAAAGACGAGGUGACAUUAAGCGUAUUUGAACCACUGUUAGUUCUAAAUCCCACCGAGAAUGAAGUGAUAUUGCCUAUAGGUUCCUCGCGCAAUAUCAUUUACGCAAAUGGUCCACAGAAAAUGUUCACCUUGGAAAGCGAUUUAACAAAAUCAUUGGCAUACGACGGAGCCAUUGCUGAGAUCAGCGAAUCAGCGGUUGGGUCACAGGAACCCAUGCACGUCUUCAAUGUCAUGUGUCGUAAAAUUGGCAAAACUACUUUCACAUUCAAUAUUCACAAUGCUUUGUUGACCUCCAACUUCCAACCCUACAUUUCCACUGUUAGCACCACAGUUCAUUGCGUUAAACCACGUUUCCUCAAUCUUUAUGCAACAGAACAGUUGCGGUCCUCUUGCCCAAUGGAGGUGAAGAAUUCAUUGUUGCACAUUAAAGAGCGUGAUGACAAAUUUGAAAUCGAAAUUGAGGUACAGGAUUCAAAGAAUCGCAAGCUGAUGAAUAUUACUUCGCUGUUUAUUGACUGGGAAUUCACUGCUGGCGACGAGCGCUAUCAAAACGAUGCCAUCAUGCACUUUCGACGCACUGAAGAAGAGAUUUUCGAGGGCGUGAGGUUACCUUCGCGUGAUGUGCUCAUAACCACCAUAGCAGAUGUGGCACAGAAUUUCCGUAUUAAGGGUGUAGUGACGCGCUAUGAUGGAACGGUGCUGAAAAAACACGACAUUUACGCAGAAGAACCAAAUUUUGGUGUAAAGAAUCCCAAAACCGGUGAAGUGCACACCCCUGUCAUUGAGAAUGAAAUUCGUUUUAUGGCUGUUAAUAGCACACUGUUCCCUAGUGACCACGUCAGCAUUUUUUUGGCUAAAAAUCGUCGUGAACGCAUACAAAUUUCUCAGGGCAGUGGCUUCUAUGAAUUCGAAUUAUAUGAACAAAACGUUGUAAGCGUUGAAUAUGAUGCCAAAGAAAAGGAAUUGGUGAUCACUCCGCUGCGCGUGGGACAUGUAAGUGAAUUUAUUUUAAGUGUUUGUAUAGAAAGUUCCGGAUAUUUAAGGUGUGUGCCUGAUCUCUCACCCAUGGUGUUGGGCACGUUGGAGAACAUGCGUGUGACUUGGACAACAAAUCAACAGGAUGUGGUAGACAUUUACAAUGUAUUUGCGGAUUCUGGUGUUGAAUAUGACAGUCUAGAUCUCACAUCUGUGCGUAUAAAGGCUUUAAAUCCCGGCAAGGUUAAAAUUCAAGCCACUGUGGAACUAUCAACCGGUCAAAAAAUAUCAAACUCUGUCGAAGUUGUUGUAUUCAAAAUUUUGGAACUUGAGUCGCCCAAGCACAUCACGAUGGAUUGGAUUUUAGUCGCGCCCCGUAGCACUAUACAGCUGAAAGCUAACUUGGAUGAUGUUGUCUAUAAAUUGGAUAGCGAUAGCAGCGGCAUAGUCAAGGUUUCUACUGAUGGUGUUGUGCGCACGCAGGAUACGCUAGGACGCGAUUUGAUUAUUAAUCCCGGAAAUGGCAAAGAAGUGGUCAUAUCCGCUGACACAGUCGAAGUGCAUGUUGUACCUUUUGUGAAUAUACAAGUGAAGACACCUUUAGUGCGCAUACGUAGCGGUGCAGUAAUGCCGGCUGCUGUUUGGGGUGUGCCUGAUCUCUCACCCAUGGUGUUGGGCACGUUGGAGAACAUGCGUGUGACUUGGACAACAAAUCAACAGGAUGUGGUAGACAUUUACAAUGUAUUUGCGGAUUCUGGUGUUGAAUAUGACAGUCUAGAUCUCACAUCUGUGCGUAUAAAGGCUUUAAAUCCCGGCAAGGUUAAAAUUCAAGCCACUGUAGAACUAUCAACCGGUCAAAAAAUAACAAACUCUGUCGAAGUUGUUGUAUUCAAAAUUUUGGAACUUGAGUCGCCCAAGCACAUCACGAUGGAUUGGAUUUUAGUCGCGCCCCGUAGCACUAUACAGCUGAAAGCUAACUUGGAUGAUGUUGCCUAUAAAUUGGAUAGCGAUAGCAGCGGCAUAGUCAAGGUUUCUACUGAUGGUGUUGUGCGCACGCAGGAUACGCUAGGACGCGAUUUGAUUAUUGCCAAAACUUUCGAGCAGUCACUUCCAAUUGGCAUUGAAGUGAAAAAUAUACAAUAUAUUUUGACAUCGUUAGCAUAUCCCACGUCGCGUCUAAAGCAGACGGAAGCAAAAAUACCACGUGGCAUGAAUUUCGUACUGAAAAUUUCGCUGCAUGAUAAUUUAGGCAAUGAGUUUUCACAUAAUAUUGAUGAUGUAAAUGGACUGAAGUACGAUUUGUCGCGCAAGGAUAUUGUGGAUGUGCAAAUUGGGAAUAACCUAACAAUUGGGAUAAAUCUGCCGCGUGAAGCAAACAACAUGAUUGCCAUCAGCUUAAGAGAUACGACUGGAGUUAAAUACGCUGAGGAUUACAUCAAGCUGUCAGUGGCAGAAUCGCCAAACACCUUCCCGACUAAGACAAUUUUCUCUGUGGGCGAUAUCAUUUGCUUCGAUUCACCGCUAACAUUGUCGUCAGUUUGGAGCAGUUCGGACGAGCAAAUUAUUGCAAUUGACAAGUUUACAGGAGUAGCGCAAGUGCUGGGCAAUCGCUUGAAAUUGGGCGAAAAAAUUGUAGUUACCAACGGCGAUAAAGCAAGUGGCAGUUCCAUAAAAUACGAUGUCGAAGUUCGUGAUGCGGAUGUGAUUCAAUUAUUGAAAUCUUUCGAUAUAUUUAGCGGUUCAACGUAUCGAGGACAUUUGGUUGUGCGCAAUCAUUUGCAAGUGGAUAAGUUUACCAACUUGCUCGCCAGAAAUAUUUCGAAAUGUUCAAGUGCCCUUGAACGCAUACCCGCGGUGAAGCUAUUCAAGUGUCGCCUAACAUCGAAGAAGUCCUUGGGCCAACAGCUACUCGAACAUUAUGUGGUAACGCCCAUUUUUGAGGCCGACACCGGACGCUAUGCGUGUCAGAUUGAACUGUCGUCGGAUUUCAAUGAAGUGCUUAGCCUUGUGAAGACUAAUGAUGUCCACUUCGAUUUGGAGGCUCAGCUGCCAAAUGGUUUAUCGGAUGUUAUGUCAUUGAAAUUUGUGCCGGGCGUGCGUGUUACACCGGAAACGCUGGAGACGACUGAAUUGAAAGAACAAGAUUUAACAAUCACCGGACUGGACAAAGUGCUGCAGAAGGUGGAGGUAAAAGCAUCUGAUGCCAAAUAUUUGCAAGUCAUACAACAAGUAAAAGCGCACGGCUCCUUGCAAUACAAGGUUAAGAUACUGCAUGAACUGCCAACGGAUGAGCAAUUAUUUGUGCAUGUCCAUUCACCAACAACACAACAAGACAUUGAGAUACCCAUACUCGGCGCUAAUACUUUGCUGCAAACUUGCUCCACACAACCGUUCAGCGAUUCAUCAUCGUUUUUCGUGAAGGUUAUAUCGAAUAUUGGUCUCAUCGUCACGGCGCUGGUCGUGCUGGCAUUCACUGUUUGGCUGUAUGUGUUCCUCAGCCCGCAACAGAGCAAAACGGAAAUCAACGCUGACGGUGACGUCGCGACAACACUUUUGGAGCUGGAGAGAACAUCCAUCUUGCUGGUUUCGGCCUACAUGCCCUACGACUCGGAGCACCCUCCUCAAUCAACAGUGCAGAACUUUGAGGUAUUUUUCGUUGCAUACGCCGAUUACAGUGCAAUCGCAUUGAUGGAAAAGUUUCCGCAAACGCUAUGUGAGCUACUGCAGCGAACGCUUCGAGGUGUAUCCAAGUUGUCCACCCGCUGUGGCCUAAGCGUCAGCUCAAGCAAAAUGGACCUCGUCUUCUUUACGAGAAGUUACAAAAGGACUUCGACAACAUUAUUUAAACGCUUUCGAUUUUUCAUUGCAGGUCAACGCACGAGUCCCAUUAGCCCAAGUGGUUUAUCGUCUGGAAUUGAUACACAAGUUUAUGGCGAUUCGAUAUUGAUGUCACCGCAGCAACGCGUAAAUCGUCGAUAUUUAUAGAUGACUAGUAUUUAAUUUAUUUUGAAUAUGCGCAACUCAUUUGGCGCAAUUUAUUUUAUAACUAAUAUUCGUUGGAGUCAAAUUUUGUUGUGUAUGUUUUUUUUUUAUGAUUUUGUAUUAUAUUUGUUUCUAUGUAAGCAUUAUUUGCAGUGGCAUGCUGUUAGGCGCGUGUCCGGUUUUCGUUUGAGAAGAUUUUUAUUAUUUUUUGUUUAAUUAUUUGACAUUUAAUUUUGCCGACUAAUUUUUGAUGUGAAAUAUUAUUUUUCUGUUUUUUAAUUUAUUAUUUUCUUAGUAAAUGUUAGGAAUAGCAUUAUGACGUCAUAUCAUCAAAUGGCAAAGCCCAUCGUAUAGUCUUAUAAAUAAAAACGCUAUUAGCUGAUUGUCAAAAAAUCGCUCCCUAGGCAAAAGGGCUACGCUACUUAUAGCACUGUACGUUGGUCUAAGCUUGAGCGAAUUCAUAUAAGGUGGUGUAGUUAAACAGCUGAUUUGCUUUGCCAUGGCACACAAAUGUCAAAAUUUUAUAUUUCGCCUUAGUGAGUAUAUGAGAUUAUUUGUAUUUUCUAUUCCUUCUCUUUCUUCAGAGAUGAAUAGUUGAAAUUUGACAUUUGUGUACCAAAAGCAAAAUCAAAAUGUUUUUAUGUCUAUGUUUGUGUUUAUUACCUUAUAUGAAUUCGCCGUGAUUUAACUCAUAGAAAGGGCCAAUAUUUCCUUUAUUUUAUACGUAGAAUUUGGUGUAAAGGGAAUCUAAACCUUUCAAAAUUUAUAAAUUUCUAUUCAUGUUUAGUCAAAAAAUAAAUUUGUAAUUAAACUAUUAGUAUGUAUGUAUGUAUUAUAUGUUAGUAAUGGUAACUUAAAAUAAGGUAUGAACUAUGUCUUUAAAUAUAAGUAUGUAGUAAAUUAGGUUAAUAUUAUUGACUUGAAGAAAAUGUUUAGUUUUGCUUAUAUCCUAAUUUGUUCAACGUUCUUU